Molecule: messenger RNA, 279 nt
Organism: Haemonchus placei
Lineage: Eukaryota; Metazoa; Nematoda; Chromadorea; Rhabditida; Trichostrongylidae
Source: the annotation of a GenBank genome assembly
AUGCUUGAUUACAUUCGACUACUCAUUUGUCAUUGCUUUAGUGUGUGCAAUACGGAGCAAGAUGUAUGUAUACUUGCUUGGGCAUUUGUACGCCUGUUGCGUGUCAGUGGAUAUGCUGAGCCAUCGUCGUUGCUGGUGACGCUCUCACAAUUCGAUGUGCCGAUGCUCACUGUUCGAUGUGCCAACAAGCGUCUUGAACCUCUGCCACCUCCCCGAGCAUCAUGUUGCAGAGUCGGUUGGUUCGCAUGUCUGCGUCCCUGCCGUCAGCUGCCGUUAUAG